GUUUAUGACUUGUCAAGACGGUUUCGCUGUGGUUCCUUGGCCUAUCCGAGUGCGAUAUCAAUAUUUCAUAAGCCGUAGCCUCCAGGCAGACCAUCUAAGAUCGCCCGCCGAACGCCGAGCCGCGCCGCCAGCGCCAUCUGCCGGCCCCCCACCCAACCGCCGUUGGACGCCUGCGUGAAUAGGGACGCCGUGCAACCGCGCCCGAGCCCAUGGACGCCAGUACGCUCGCAACCAUGGACAAGGAUGCGUUGAAGAAGCAGAUAGAGAACAUGAAGUACCAGGCGUCGAUGGAGCGCUGGCCCCUGUCGAAGUCCAUCGCAGCGAUGAGGGAGUACGUGGAGGAGAACGAGAAGAACGACCCCCUGAUCCACGCGCCCGACAAGAAGAACAACCCGUGGGCGGAGAAGGGCAAGUGCGUCAUCAUGUAGAAUUUUCCCCGGCUGCUCCUCAGUUUCAUCAUUAUUAUCUUCCCACUACUAACCCUCGUUUACCUUCAGUUCAGCAGUUUGUUGUUAGACAGUCUCGCAGUACUCACCUUCGAACUCUCCAAGGUCAUCCCGUCGGGGCCCUAGUCGGCCUCCCCGAGGCACACCUCGCGGGACUGUACGAAAUUGUUACAGACAAACAUUGUUAUGUAGUUUAAAUCAUUCGUAUUGUGCAUGUCUUUUAAUGUGGAUUUUUUAUUCCUAUGAGACAACAAUCAGAACAAUUUUGAAUGUUAAUAUACAGGAUGUUCGUAUGUUUCAGUACUUAAAUUAGGUGUGUAGAGACUCCGGAACGUCCUGUUGCGAUCCCUCUCUUCAUAUCUCUCACUAACUAGCAUUGCGGUGAUGUUGGACCGAAAUAGAAGUAUUGCAGUCACUGUUAAUGUUCGGGGGAAGCAACAGGACCUUUCUAGUGAUUUUUCUGUUAGUUUUGUACAGUUUUCGUUAAUUUUAAGCGUUUACCAAGACUUUUGUUAGCAUUGUUUCACGCAGACUUAUUCCAAAUUGUAUUUAUAUAGGUGUAGUCUAGUCAGAAAGAUAUCCAGAACUCUUAACAGAACCCAGCUCGUGCCGACAACCCUCUGACGCGACGUUAAGAUUAAAAUAUAUCCUAGCCGUUUUAUUUGUCAUAUAAAGACCCCGUUAUUUUUCAGAUUUGGACUGAGAGCAAACGCGGUUUUCGGAAAUAACACGGAAAUAAAGCAGCAACUUCCUCCUACCACCAAAGCGUUGAUAUUUUCGAAAAUCCCGCCUCGUCCAACUUUGACAGACACAUCCAGCGUUAGAGUGACAGUAUAAAACGAAGAAGUAUUUAAAUUCCAUUUAAAUAUGUUUAAAUUUUGCGGUGCAGCCGCGCUAAAAGACUUGUCCCCGGUGUCUGUCUAGAAGGAGACUUCGUUUUGGACACCCCUCGCUAAAAACGAUACUUAAACAAAAAGAAUAAACAUUAAGAGAGAUAGAUGACUGUCACCCGGCAACAACGACGAAGAUCUUAACUCAAUAUUUAACUUACGAUAGCUUUAUUUUGCUUUGAGCUUGAAGGGAUGCCGCUUGGACCAGGAAAAUUGAAGCCUACAACAAUUUAUUCACGUCAAAGUGGCAUCUGACAUAACCUUAAGAGUUUUAACUAAUAUAGCGUCUAAGCUUACCUGGCAUCUCCCUAUCGAUGUCCCAGGCAUAAAUAAUCGAGCCGUAGAGUAGUUAUGUAUCUUAUUAAGUAGAAUAGUUUUGAAAGAUGUUCUAAAAUCGACCCCGUAACUUGUACCAUUGCGGGGCACUUUAAAAGCGUAUAUCUAUAUAAUAUAUAAAGUUGUUAUUAUAUGUAGGAGAUAAAAAAAAGUACAAGUUAAAGUUAAACAUAACAAUAUUAUCGAAAAAAAAAGGAUUUGACGAUUUCUGUAAUUCAGAACUACGCCCGAUUGUGACGAUUAACUCUGUUGGACCCGGAUUGGGUUCUGUUGGGGGACACUGGGUAUUCUUUUAUUUUAUAAGUAAUGUAAGUAAUAUUCAAGUAUGUAAUUUUAACAUUGUAAACGUCGUAAUAUUGAGAUAAUAAAUUAUAGUAAAAUUAG
Messenger RNA from Anoplophora glabripennis (Asian longhorned beetle), 2056 nucleotides. It is a transcript of the gene Ggamma30A, whose product is annotated as guanine nucleotide-binding protein subunit gamma-e. NCBI's taxonomy places the organism in Eukaryota, Metazoa, Arthropoda, Insecta, Coleoptera, Cerambycidae. The record is from RefSeq and is a predicted model, not a curated record. Gene Ontology annotation, cellular component: heterotrimeric G-protein complex. Gene Ontology annotation, biological process: phospholipase C-activating G protein-coupled receptor signaling pathway; sensory perception of taste. The coding region runs from base 210 to 428 and encodes 72 amino acids. The transcript has 3 exons. Gene Ontology annotation, molecular function: G-protein beta-subunit binding.